GUCGACCUCACAUAAAUUCGCGAUACUCCGUUCGUUCUUGAUACACAUCGAUUUUUUUUCCUCGGGGGGGACAAUUUCAUUCGCGGUCAGCAUCGUCUCGCGCGUAUCGUCAGGACUAUGGCAGACGUGCAUCUGUACGACUCGACAAUUUGUCGACUGUGCGCGGCGAGCAACGGCAACGAGCAUCUGUUCGUCAGCGAGACGGGCGAGCCGGAUCUAUCCACGCUCGUGAAUCGUUACCUGCCGCUCAAGAUUCACGACGAUGGAAAACUACCACGGACAAUUUGCCCGGGUUGCAACAUCCAGCUGGAGGCGACGGCGCAAUUCUUCGAGCUGUUGGUGGCUGGCCAGCGCAAGAUACGCGAACUCUGGAAACAUCAAGUGGAGAAGCAGCGCAAGGCCGAACGCGGCAAAAAGGAAAAUGCGGAGUUCGAAGUGGAAGGAACAGAAAUGGAUAGCACGGCUCAGUAUAAUGAAGAUGAGCAGUACGAACAGCAAAUAAUUAUUAAGAUUAUGCCAGAUGGAUCCAUGUAUGCGGUGGAGCAUGAAAUGAGUUUGCAGAUGGAAGGCUUGACUAAGCCGAAAAGGAAGCGUGGACGUCCUCCUAAAGUAAAUGCGGAGGACGAUUCUGUGGCGUCAAAAGAGAAUCCUGCAGAAGCUGGGAGUCAAGGUGAAGAGGAUAAGCAGGAAGAGGAAGAAGAAGUGGAUGGCGAUGGUAGACGCAGGAGGAAGCGCAAAGUUCCCAAAAGGUACCUAGAAGCAGUGCAGGGAAAAGAAUUGGAAAGGAUAUUCAAGGAGGAAGGUGUGAUCGAUGAGGAAGACAAUAAUUCUCAAAUAUUUGACGGUCCAGCAGAUCUGUUAAAAUCUUCUAAUCAGGAGGAUGGUCAAGAAGAAGUGAUAGGACAUCUCGAAACGGAAGAGGGUACAGACUUGGGUGAGGUGGUGACUGUAAACCGUGGACGAUCGAAAUCAAAAUUGCGCCGUCGAAAAAAUAAGUUCACGUGCCAACUCUGCGGCAGGGGUUUCCUACAACGUAGCAAAUAUAUAGUACACAAGAGUUUCCAUAUGGGUAUCAAGCAUGAAUGCACACAAUGCAAGAAGCUGUUUGAAAGUAAAGAGAGUCUGACAUUGCAUCAAGAAACGACUAAACACAAUUCAAAUCCCACCGAAGAAAAUGUCGAGGUACAGAAGUCACAGAAGUCACAUGAGACGCACAACGUAGAGCAGACUACCUCCACAGUGACACCCGAGAUAGCGAAAGAUUCCAGAAAAGCGAUUUAUACGUGCGAAAAAUGCAACAAGCAAUUUGGAUUAAAACAAGAAUACGAAUUGCAUAUGAGAGUGGUGCAUGAGCAGCAGAAAUUCACUUGUAACACUUGUAAAAAGAGUUUCACAAAUGAAUCGGAUUUGAAGACGCACAUGACAACGCACGGGAAAACUAAAUACAACUACCCUUGCGAUAUCUGCGGUAAGGUCCUAAACCAUCCGAGUUCCGUGUUGUAUCACAAGGAAGCCGAACAUAACAACGGUCGUCGUUUCGUCUGCAACAAGUGCAACAAAAGCUUCAAGCAUAAACAGUUGCUCCAGCGACAUCAGCUGGUGCACUCGGAUAAUCGGCCGCACGUUUGUAAAUCCUGUAACGCCAGUUUCAAGACGAAAGCAAAUCUGAUUAAUCAUCAGUCCACCCACACUGGUCAGAAAAAAUAUAACUGUGAACUUUGCAAGCAACAAUUUGCGCACAAGACUAGUCUCACUUUGCAUUACAGAUGGCACAGUGGUCAAAAGCCAUUCAAAUGCAAGGAGUGCGGCAAGAGCUUCUCGCAGAAUGGCAAUUUGCAAGAGCAUAUACGCAUUCACACUGGUGAAAAGCCAUACAGUUGCGAUUUCUGCGGCCGGAAGUUCACCACGUCGUCACAGUUCAAGCUACAUGUAAAACGGCAUACCGGCGAGCGGCCGUGGAAAUGCGAGUUUUGCGCGAAGACCUUCUUGCACAAAGAUACAUGGAAAUGUCACGUGCGCCGGCAUAAGGGGGAACGUCCGUUUCAAUGCAGUACAUGCAAACGUAGCUUUACGGAACAGUGGGCGCUGAAGAAACAUAUUCGUUUGCACACUGGUGAGAAGCCUUAUUCCUGCGAUGUGUGUAACAAAGCUUUCGCCGAUUGUUCAAAUUUGACAAAGCACAAAAAGGUGCACAGGGAGGAUAAGGUGCCACCUACAAACAAGUCGGAAGGAUCUCCGAUCGGACAAGUGUGGCAGAUUCUGCCGAAUUCAGUUCGGCAGGUUGACGAACGGACGUUCAGUAAUCAAAUAAUAGCCACUGACGAGACAUCUAAUGAUGGGAUUCAACAGAUUAUUUAUGUAUCUUAUCAGGACCCUAGCGAUUCUAAUGAGCGAACAUUCCAUAUGAUCGACGCCAACAAGAACAAAGACGAAAUAGUGGCGAGUGUGAAUUCCUUGUCGCGUUUGGAUAUGGAGAACAAUGAAGUCAUUGGCGAUAGAAUUAUGAGUAAUGCAGCCAGCAGCAAUGACGACCAGUCAGAGAUCGAAUUGACGGAACCAGAUUUGCAGUUGCAGAUCACAGAUGAACACGGAAAUCCGAUUCCGUUAACCAUUCAAGAGGCUCGACAGCUUUUGUCGCAGGGUCAUUUUGUCAGCCAGUUUAACGACAACCAAAUUAUGAGACUUCAUCCUGGAAUGUUCGCGACACAACAACUCCAAGCCUUGAAUAUUCACGUCGACGAAGACACUAUGGAGGAAACUGGAAUCAUAGUGCGUCCGAAUACACACAAGAAUAUCGAAGCAUUGUCGGCAAUUCAAGCUGACGCAGACGCAAUUGUUCAAGCGCUUGAGGACGAGGAUACCGACGCCACGACAGUCGCGACCAUCAAUCAGCUAGGAAAUAUCGAGCAGACUGAAUUCGUGAAUGGUGAACAAACAAUUGAAUUCGUGACUCAGGAUGGACAGAAACUUCGUGUCCUAACAUCGCAGCUCGCUUCAGAGUACGUGACUAUUGCAUAAUAAAAGAAAAAUUAAAGAUUAUGCAAAAAACUUCAAAAGAUUGUUUGACAUCUUCGUUAAAUUUCAAAGAUUGUGACGCAUUUAAAUAUAUCUUGCUACUCAUAAUGUUUCUAAAAUAUUGCGAUAUAGUUUGGUUGAAAUUUUGACGGAGUUACCGCAACUAGCACAUUUUUUAAAAUUGUUACAAGAUCGAAGGUUGCUUGAAGAAUCCUUACCACUCUAAUUAUAAAUGAGAUUAAGACCUGGUCUUCAGAGUGUAGUAAGUCUUUAGCCUUUUGUUCUAAGCUAUGACUUUUUUAGCAAAAAGCGUCUUUAGCGUUACUUUAAACCGUGAUUUGUUCUUCUGGGCCAGAUCAAUGUUAUAAAGUUUAGAGCUUAAAGCAAAUUAACGUCAUAGCUUAGAACUUAUUGUUAGAACAAAAGGUCACAAGUUUUCUACAUCUACUGUAAAUCCGGAUUAAGGGUUACAGAUCAAAAACGAUGUACGUGGGAUCAUAAUUGAUCGUUAUCAUAACUGUUAAUUAUUCAGUAAUAAUCUAAUAAUUGAUUUCUUAUAGUAAUAAUAUAUAGUAUAUAAUAAUACAAGAGCUAUUGUUAUAAGAAAUUAAUAUCCUUACAUGUGUAUAAAUUCAUGUGUUAGAGCAUUUAUGGCCCCAUGUAUACUUAAUGUUCAUCGGCGCGUGCAUGGGAAAUAUGUAUAGCUCUUUUCAUUCAGUUGAUUCUUAUCAUUCUUUUGCAAACAACACAAAACUGACCAUUUUUUAGCUCCGUCGUUGUAGUAAAUGAGCGAUACAUAUUUCCCGUGAAUGCCAUUGAUAUGUUUAUAAAUUUGUGGGUAAAUUAAUUUACCUUGUGUGUACAUAUAUAGUUUGAUACAUCUCAAAUAGAUAAUGUGUACUCGGUCAAUAUAAACAAUGACAGUUUAUUAUAUAACGAGCAACGUUGUAUAUAUAACAUUAUUAUACACAUUAGACGUAAUAAAAAAGAGGAAGAGCAUUUGAAUUUGUAUGAAAAGGAUGCUCCUUCUUCGUUUAAUAAUUAAGCCUCGUAAUAAAUCUCACAAUUAGCCGUUUUCGACAGUUUAUAUAAUAGAAUAGAAUAUUAUUUCA
This is a messenger RNA of Temnothorax curvispinosus, 4127 nucleotides long. Its product is annotated as zinc finger protein 665-like. The record is from RefSeq and is a predicted model, not a curated record. Bases 118 to 3018 code for a protein of 966 amino acids. Gene Ontology annotation, molecular function: RNA polymerase II cis-regulatory region sequence-specific DNA binding; zinc ion binding; DNA-binding transcription activator activity, RNA polymerase II-specific. Gene Ontology annotation, cellular component: nucleus. The transcript is spliced from 14 exons. Gene Ontology annotation, biological process: regulation of transcription by RNA polymerase II. Lineage: Eukaryota; Metazoa; Arthropoda; Insecta; Hymenoptera; Formicidae.